Aspergillus puulaauensis is the source of this 516-nucleotide messenger RNA. RefSeq names its product ankyrin repeat-containing protein ANK1. The coding region runs from base 1 to 516 and encodes 171 amino acids. Gene Ontology annotation, molecular function: protein binding. Lineage: Eukaryota; Fungi; Ascomycota; Eurotiomycetes; Eurotiales; Aspergillaceae. The record is from RefSeq and is a predicted model, not a curated record. The transcript has 3 exons.
AUGUCAGACGAGGGCGCUUCUCCCCGCGAGCUUAUUGUCGAAGCCUGUCGCCGCGACCAGCCCCAUCUCAUAGAACAAGUCCUCGACUCAUUCGAAGGGAAGUCAAAUGAAGAGGUAGCCGAGAUCUUCAACGGCGUCACAGACGCAAUGGGCAACUACGCUCUUCACAUCUGCGCGCAAUACGGAAGCUACGACACAAUGGACGGCCUCUUCGACAUCCAAUUCUUCGAAUGCGACCCCCUCACCCGGCUAGACAAUGACACUCCGCUGCACGUGGCAGUCCGGUACGCGAAUGAGAAAGACGCCGAGGUAGGCACGGCAAUGAUCAAGAUGAUGUGCGAGGCAGGGUGUGACCCGCGAGUCAGGAAUAAACAUGGCCAAAAGCCGGCGGAGCUGGUCUACAAUAACCAGGAGAUCAAGACAACGCUGCAGCAGGCCGAGUAUGUGCUUGCGGAGGGGUUGAGGAAUGAGGAUAUCGCUGAUGAAAGUGAGGGAAGUGCCAGUGACAGUGAGUAG